Molecule: messenger RNA, 2760 nt
Organism: Drosophila gunungcola (fruit fly)
Lineage: Eukaryota; Metazoa; Arthropoda; Insecta; Diptera; Drosophilidae
Gene: Rim2
Product: mitochondrial carrier protein Rim2
Exons: 7
Coding region: 690-1784 (364 amino acids)
Biological process (GO): pyrimidine nucleotide import into mitochondrion; mitochondrial transport
Cellular component (GO): mitochondrial membrane; mitochondrion
Molecular function (GO): pyrimidine nucleotide transmembrane transporter activity
Source: RefSeq, a predicted model, not a curated record
ACCUCUAGAUAAAGUAAAGAAGAAGAAAGUAAAGAAGGAGAAAGAGAAAGAAAGGAGCAAGAAAAUAACACAUCAAGUCGCGCCGUCGAAAAAAUCCGAAAAAUUAAAUCACGGGAGCAUAAUAAAUAAAUAGUUUGGGGCACAAGCAAUUGGGGUACCAAAACACUUUUCUCGCCGUUCGGGCGUGUUUUCGCUGCGCCUCGCUAAAACUACAAAAGGCCGAAUUCGAACUUAAGCUAAAGUUGAUAUUCGAAAAAACCUUAAAAAUCGGCGAUUGCCUUAUCCAACCUGUGCCCGAUGGACUUGGCGCCGUGCGCAUAAUACCUUUUAUUUAAGAUAACGCUUAUCAGUGAAUUCUCGACUGCAGUUGCAUAACUCAUUGCCAAAAAAAAGUAGGGGACAAAUCACAACACCAAAGUUCUCUUUGGGAAACUAAAAAAAUUCAAAGAACAAAAAAAAGUGGAAAGGAUAAGGGUUAAGAGGAGAGUGUCGUUAGCGGGCUAAGAGCCCCUCCUCCUGGGGCCGCCAUUCCCCCUCUUCCCCACGUGCCUUAAAAUAAAUACAUAACUCGUGUUUGCUUUUCAACGAAAAUCUAAUAAAAUAAAAUCAAGUGCGCGUUAAUUGCAACCAAGUUAUUUGAUUAAAUCUAACAAAUAGUAAUAAGAGUGGAAUUACGAUAAACAGUUAACAUGGCCCAAAACACAGCAGACACUUUCAUCCAUUUAAUUGCCGGCGGGUCGGCUGGCACAGUUGGCGCCGUGGUCACAUGUCCCCUGGAGGUGGUGAAGACGCGUCUGCAGAGCUCCACGGCUUUUAUGACGCCAUCGCGUCUGGCGGAGAAUGCCGGUGGACCGGCGAACGGUGGCCAAUCGGAGCUUUUGCGGCCGGAACAACGACGUAAGCUAAGCACAACGAUAUUACGUAACAGAUCACAGCCACAGGUGAUUGGGGGUGUGCGUAGGAUCAUGGCCAUUUCACAUUGCGGCAUCUCAUCCACAACCCCCAAAUCCAUGAGCAUCAUGCAGUGCCUGCGACAUAUUGUUCAGAACGAGGGUCCCCGCGCUCUGUUCAAAGGGCUAGGUCCGAAUCUCGUGGGCGUGGCCCCGUCCCGUGCCAUUUACUUCUGCACCUACUCACAAACCAAGAACACGCUCAACAGUUUGGGCUUUGUUGAACGUGACUCGCCAUUGGUGCACAUAAUGAGUGCGGCAAGUGCUGGCUUCGUCUCCUCCACGGCCACGAAUCCCAUUUGGUUUGUGAAGACGCGGAUGCAGCUGGACUACAACUCCAAGGUGCAGAUGACCGUGAGGCAGUGCAUCGAGAGGGUCUAUGCCCAAGGCGGCGUCGCUGCCUUCUACAAGGGCAUCACGGCCAGCUAUUUUGGCAUCUGCGAGACCAUGGUUCACUUUGUCAUCUACGAGUUUAUCAAGUCUAAAUUGUUGGAGCAGCGAAAUCAGCGACACACGGACACAAAGGGCUCUCGGGACUUCUUGGAGUUUAUGAUGGCGGGGGCUGUUUCCAAAACAAUUGCCUCCUGCAUCGCCUAUCCCCACGAAGUGGCUCGAACUCGUCUGCGGGAGGAGGGCAACAAGUACAACUCCUUCUGGCAGACUUUGCACACGGUUUGGAAGGAGGAGGGCAGAGCGGGACUCUAUAGGGGCUUGGCCACGCAGCUGGUGCGACAGAUUCCCAACACGGCGAUCAUGAUGGCCACCUACGAGGCGGUCGUCUAUGUCCUCACCCGGCGAUUCAACAACAAGUCCAACGAGUUCUAUGACUUCUAGAGAGCCAUCCUGUCCAGAGAAUCCUAGUUAACAAACGAAAAGGAGGAGGAGGAGGAACCCAAUCUGUGCAUAUGUAGACGCGACUGCUGCAACCUAAUUGUAAUACUGUACCCUUUUUAGACGAUCCAAACCAACGAGCGCAAAUUCUUUAGUUAACUAGCUUCUAAGUCACACCAAAACUGAAAAAUGGAAACGAACUCGAUAGACUAAAGACGUAAGACGUUGAACGUUGGCCAAUAAUGCAAACAAAAAAAAAAAAAAAAAAAAAACACGCACCAAGGAUCGCAAUGCACCAUCCAAAACUGAAAAACCCACUUUGCUAAAUGCUUUAGAAGGAGUUUCGAUGUUUAGAAGGCCAAACAACGACUUGGGUUCGAUGUAUUCGCAUAAAAACAAAAAUAACAGAAAAAAAAUCGUUAUCAAAAUUUGAAAAGGCUGCUAUUUAGUUAAAAAUACACUAUAUAUAUAUUGAAUGUAUAAAUGUGGUUGAUAUUUUGAUAUAGUGUGUAAAUAGGAUUUGAGUCGCUCAGAGUGUAUUUGUAAAUAGAUGAAGUGAGUCGACUGGCGUUGCAAUAUGGCUCUCCUAGUUUUGUUAGUUUUAAGCACGAAAAAAUGUUGAAUGCCGCUAUAUAAAUACAUAUAGAAACGACCGAUCCGAUACGUAAUUGUAAUCGUAAUUUGUAAUCGUUUCCGUUUCCGUUAAGUUUCCUCAAAUGCGAUAUACAUUUUAGUUACCAAUAACUCUACCAUUAUAAUUAUGAAUAUUAUUAUUAUUAUUACUAUUAUUAUUGCUGUUUAUUUAGUCCAUUAGCUAGCUAGUUAGUGAGCUCCACCGAGAGCCGUAGUGUGCCCCCUCCCAAAAACACGUAUUUCAUUGAUAACGAGCAAAGAACGAAGAAAACUACUGUGAAUAAUAAUUGAUUGCAAUCUGAUUUGGUGGUGAAAUCAAUAAAUACAACACUUUUGUUUAAAAAUA